CAAAACAUGAACGCCUGUCCCAAAGCUUUUUGUGGAAGCGGAAUACUCAAGCUGUGCUUCUUGAGCGAGCGCACCGAUCCGCAUAAGAGACAACGACCUGUCAAUCGGGAUUGUACUCUAGUUGCGCAGACACCAAUGAGCAUGCAGGUGAACACCUUGCGCUUUGAGAGCGAGGUGUCGGGAUCAAUCAAGUCGGGAUCGGUAUAGAGGACUUGAGGCUGCAAUGUAGAGGUGAGAUCGCCCGCACACAACUUGCAACCGCAACACACUCGACGGUCAUUUUGCUCGAGGUUCGAUCUGAGCGGAAUGGAGUUUGGGUGAACAUCGCACAUCGAUCGAGCUUCAAUAUAUCUGCGCUACAGUGGUCUCAGGCGGGUUUGGAAUCAUGAGAAAGCAUCUACGCUACAACCACUUACACUUUAUUGCGAGUCCGUUGAUAGGCGAAAAUCAGGGCAAAUGGGCGCAGAGCCUACGCCUGCGUAGACAAAGCCUCGUGUAUGGGACUCGUAGCGGGACGCCGCAGCGGUUUCGACGACGCUCAGGGACGUGGUAUAUGCACCAACAUCGCACGAUUGGCGGACCCAACACACUCAACAUGGUCGCCCCAUCAAUUCGACUUUGUUGCUCGCCUCUCGGUCAGACCGCAAUCCUGAUUGGCAUUUGCUGGACGAAGGUUAUCUCGACAGUCUACUCCCAAGGCGUCCUAAUGACUUGGAGACACAUGCAUGCCUAUGUAUGGUCGUCAAACAAUGAUGCGCGGUGCCUGCAUGGGAGAGGUGACCGACGAACAGCUCAUCGUCACAAGGCCCAUUGCUUGGGAGGUAACCCUCUCCAUACGGGCCAGUCGUGAAUGGGAUGGAAGAGAGUGUCGGUGGGAUGAUUAUUCGCGCACCUGAGGCACCUAGACAGCAGCUGCCAGCCAGAUGAUGAAAAGCAGGUUCCAAGCCUUGUACAGGACAACUUCAUUUCGCACGUGGAGACAGACACUGCAACCCAAGGUAGGGCGGCGGAUCAAUCUGCGCUCGCCCUCCAGCAUCCGCGCCCCUGCGAUUAGAAGCAUCGCAACAAUUAGGCACAUCUGGUCGCCUGCAGUCACACUCUCAAAUGAUGACGACUGGUGCUUUGCCGAGAUGUCAGGAUCCCGGACCACUCUCUCUAAUCGCUCCGUUGCGGUGUCCGGCCGGGCGACCUGGCGCGACAAUCUACAGAGGAAAUGGCGACAGAUGACUCGCGACUUGAAGCGCUACGGUGUCGCGAUCGCGCCUGCACGGACACUUCAUCCCUCGCUUUUGCCACUCGCUGCGCUGGAAUUGACCGGGCGGGAGCUCAUGGGCGUCAUGCAGGCACAGCUCAUUCACGUUGACUCAUUCGUGAUGUGGAUUCAUGAAUUUGUCGCAUAUGUGGCAGACGCUUCAAAGGAGCAGCGCGGCAUCGGCGCUCCGUCGUGUUGAAUCUGUUAUCAGCAGGUCCUUCACACGCAGGCACUUCGCCUCUGAAACCAGAUCGCAACUCUCGUCGGACGGCGCCGUCGUCUCUCGAUCGUUUCGCACGACAUUGGGAGCUAUAGGCCUCUGACGCGAAGCAAGGACUCCUCACCCUCAUUUCCGAGGACGACACAUCUGCAGGAGCAACAGCCGAUUCACGAGCCCAGGCCUCGGAAUUUGCACUCGCUCGCACCAAAUGCUCCCGUGAUGGUGCUCCUCUCCUGCUAUGCCCUGGAUGAAGCUCAAAUGAAAUCACAAUGCGCGACCAGCAUACGCCCAUAAUUAGGUCUCAGUGCCAGUCUGCUCGAUGCAGCAUAUGGCGCAGUCACACGGGCGCAAGCCACAGCGAUGGGACCACUCGUGCUCCAUUGCCCGCCAUGGCUACCCAUACGCUUGACUGACACGAGACCAGCCAGACUCGACGCACAUUCACAGCGGACUCGCGACUGAUGGCACCUUUCUUCACGACUCACGACUCACGACUCUGACAUCAGCUAUAGGCAUAUGUGCAGUCUGCGCCCAGCUCGUGCUGAGCCAAAAUUCCAGUCUGCGUACAUUGCGGUACACAAGUCGGAUUGGAAAUACUUGCGCACAGUCCACGCACUCAGACUCGUGACUUCACUUCAACGUGUUUAAGCUAGAAAUUGCCUUCACUCUUCUGCUGCACGCCCAAUCAGCCAAAGGCAGGAAUCGUGAUUGCACGGCAGCACGACUCACACUCGAUGUCGUCGCUUCAUUAAUUUUGCGUGCUUGCGCUUGGGCUGUAGAGGCGUCUAUAAAAUUGCGGCACCCUCUUACCGCCGACACACGCACCCCUCUCCGUGGUUCCCACAUCAACGCAAUCUUUCCUCUACCCACCACCUGCCCUCUCAAUCCUGCUUCGGGCGCACCUCAACAAUUCGCUUGAUUUAUUCGACCUAAGCUAUAAGUCUAGCUCCUCUGCCUGCCUCGUCUCUGGCUUCUCUCCCCAGCUCCGACCUCUGUACUUCGCCCCCGACUUGCCUUUCGCCCCACCCUCGCCACCACACCGUGUCGUCAGCAUCUUGCCCCGAUCACACUCCCAUCACUCACUCAGAACUUUCCCCGCCUUGCUCAGACCUCCUUGCCACCUCUGACUAGUCCGACGAGAUCAAGCGCUCGUUCCCCAA
Ceraceosorus bombacis is the source of this 2632-nucleotide messenger RNA. NCBI's taxonomy places the organism in Eukaryota, Fungi, Basidiomycota, Exobasidiomycetes, Ceraceosorales, Ceraceosoraceae. The record is from the annotation of a GenBank genome assembly.